CCUCAGAGACUGACCUCGUUGCUUCCCAAACACCAUUUGAAGUUUCCCACAGUGAAUCAGACAGCAUAUCUUCAACAGGCAGCAGCAGUCCCGAGGCAGAACCCAGUUCAGCCCUUCCAACGGUGACUGUCCCAGUUGAGGUACUCACCAUGGCCACCUCCCCGGUCACUAGUUCUGGGAAGGAACGCGGUACGACUUUUUCAACUGGGACUCUUAACACUGAGGAAUCAGAUCCAAAGAUCUCCUCAGUCACCCGUCCUGCAGAGUCCAGCUCAACUGUCCCCAGGGCAGGCAGCAGUGCUUCCCACAGUGACUCGGACAGCACUGCCCCAACAGUCCCCAGUCUUGGCACAGGCGCCAGUCCAGCUGGUACCAAUACACCUGUGUCGUCUGGGGCACCAGGGCUGCUGACCUCACAGGUUCCUAGUUCUGAGACAGUUGCCAGUGCGGUUACUCCACCUCUGACUCUUUCUCCUCAUGAACCGGCCAACACAGCCUCAGGGGUGACUCACCCUGCAGCCCGGACUCUGUCAGCCCAACCAACUCAGACGGACUCCCCUGAUGUUUCAGGAGCACCGAGCUCAGUCGCCACCAGUUCUGGGGCAGAGACCACUCCACCUUUUCCAACGCUGACCGAUUUCCCACAUGAACUAGACACCACAGAAGCCAGUUCAGCUGUUCCAACCCUGACUGCAUCCCCCGAGGAUCCAGGUGCAAGCGUCUCUUUGGUCACCCAGUCCUCAGACACCAGCCCAUCUUUUCCCAAAGGCACUUCCAGUGUGUCCAGCAGUGCAUCAGACAGCGCACCCUCGAUGGCCACUGGUGCUGCUGUGGAAGCUGUUUCAACUCUUCCAGGGAGGACCGUCAAGACUGUGGUACCAGGGGUGGUGACCUCACGGGUCACUAGUUCUGGGGCAGAGACCACCACCACUGCUUCAACUUUGACCACCGACCAAGGUCAUCCGGAGAACACAGCCUCCUGGGCCACACACUUGGAAACGGAAGCCAGGUCAGCUGUUCCAACUCUGACCGAGUCCCCUCCUGAGGCAGGUGCAACAGUCUCCUCGGUUUCCCGACCUGGGGCACAGACCACUUCAAUCAUUUCCACUUUGGCCCUUUCCCCUGCUGUAUCAGGGGUGCACUUCUCACAGGUAAGCAGUUCUAGGGCAGAGACUGCUACAACUCUUCCAACUCUGACCGAUUCCACACCUGAACCAGAGACAGCAGCCUCGUGGGGCACCCAUCCUGAAGCAGAAGCCAGUUCCAUUGUUCCAACUGUGACUGUUUCUUCUCAUGAGCCAGACACCACAGCCUCACGGGUCCACUCGGCAAAGACCAGCUCCUCGGUUUCCAGAAAGAAGCCAACUUUUCCCCCUGGUGAGUUAGACAGCAUAUCUUCAACGGCCACCAGUUCUGGAACAGAAGCCAGUUCAGCCCUUCCAGCAGUGACUCUCCCACUUGAUGUACUCACCACGGGCUCCUCCCCGGUCACCAGUUCUGGGACACAAGGCCACAGGACUUUCUCAACUGGCACCGAGUCCCUGCAUGAGUCAGAUACGACAGUCUCUUUGGUCGCCCGUCAUGCAGAGUCCAGCACAUUUUUGUCCAAAAGCACUUCCAGUGUGUCCCACAGUGAGUCAGACAGUGCACCCUCGAUGGCCAGUAGUCCUGGGGCAGAAGCCAGUUCAGCUCUUCCCGGUAAGACUGUCAAAACUGUUGCACCAGGGGUGGUGACCUCCCGGGCCACCAGUUCUGGGGUAGAGACUGGCACAACUGCUGCAACUUUGACUGCUUCCCAACUUCACCUGAAGACCACGGCCUCAUGGGCCACCCAGUCUGACACGGAAGCAAGGUCAGCUGAUCCAACUCUGACUCUGUCCCCUCCUGAGCCAGGCACAACAGUGUCCCUGGUCACCCGUCCCUCAGAGACUGACCUCGUUGCUUCCCAAACACCGUUUGAAGUUUCCCACAGUGAAUCAGACAGCAUAUCUUCAACAGGCAGCAGCAGUCCCGAGGCAGAAGCCAGUUCAGCCCUUCCAACGGUGACUGUCCCGUUUCAUGUGCUCACCAUGGCCACCUCCCCGGUCACUAGUUCUGGGAAGGAACGCGGUACGACUUUUUCAACUCAGACUCUUAACCCUGAGGAAUCAGAUCCAAAGAUCUCCUCAGUCACCCGUCCUGCAGAGCCCAGCUCAACUGUCCCCAGGUUGGGCAGCAGUGCUUCCCACAGUGUCUCGGACAGCACUACCCCAACAGUCCCCAGUCUUGGCACAGGCGCCAGUCCAGCUGGUCCCAAUACACCUGUGUCGUCUGGGGCACCAGGGCUGCUGACCUCACAGGUUCCUAGUUCUGAGACAGUUGCCAGUGGGGUUACUCCACCUCUGACUCUUUCUCCUCAUGAACUGGCCACCACAGCCUCAGGGGUGACUCACCCUGCAGCCCGGACUCUGUCAGCCCAACCAACUCAGACGGACUCCCCUGAUGUUUCAGGAGCACCGAGCUCAGUCGCCACCAGUUCUGGGGCAGAGACCACUCCACCUUUUCCAACGCUGACCGAUUUCCCACAUGAACUAGACACCACAGAAGCCAGUUCAGCUGUUCCAACCCUGACUGCAUCCCCCGAGGAUCCAGGUGCAAGCGUCUCUUUGGUCACCCAGUCCUCAGACACCAGCCCAUCUUUUCCCAAAGGCACUUCCAGUGUGUCCAGCAGUGCAUCAGACAGUGCACCCUCGAUGGCCACUGGUGCUGCUGUGGAAGCUGUUUCAACUCUUCCAGGGAGGACCUUCAAGACUGUGGUACCAGGGGUGGUGACCUCACGGGUCACUAGUUCUGGGGCAGAGACCACCACCACUGCUUCAACUUUGACCACCGACCAAGGUCAUCCGGAGAACACAGCCUCCUGGGCCACGCACUUGGAAACGGAAGCCAGGUCAGCUGUUCCAACUCUGACCGAGUCCCCUCCUGAGGCAGGUGCAACAGUCUCCUCGGUUUCCCGACCUGGGGCACAGACCACUUCAAUCAUUUCCACUUUGGCCCUUUCCCCUGCUGUAUCAGGGGUGCACUUCUCACAGGUAAGCAGUUCUAGGGCAGAGACUGCUACAACUCUUCCAACUCUGACCGAUUCCACACCUGAACCAGAGACAGCAGCCUCGUGGGGCACCCAUCCUGCAGCAGAAGCCAGUUCCAUUGUUCCAACUGUGACUGUUUCUUCUCCUGAGCCAGACACCACAGCCUCACGGGUCCACUCGGCAAAGACCAGCUCCUCGGUUUCCAGAAAGAAGCCAACUUUUCCCCCCUGGUGA
This is a messenger RNA of Artibeus jamaicensis (Jamaican fruit-eating bat), 3302 nucleotides long. RefSeq names its product mucin-16-like. The record is from RefSeq and is a predicted model, not a curated record. NCBI's taxonomy places the organism in Eukaryota, Metazoa, Chordata, Mammalia, Chiroptera, Phyllostomidae. The coding region runs from base 150 to 3302 and encodes 1050 amino acids. The transcript has a single exon.